UUAAUAUUCAUAAGCAGGGCCUGGCUAUUGAAGGAACGUCGAAAUUAAUAUUGAUGAUCCGAGAUCACUCAGGUGUUGAUUCUGCAGCUUCCCGCCGGGUUUGACUUAGUUUGAGUAGUUUAUCACAGUUCAGUUUUAACUCGGUGUGUGAGAGGAAUCGGUUCGGAUGACUCGUGUGUUCGUGAGCGACUCUUCCGUGUCUGACUGAAGCUCAGGAUGAGGAAACUCGUGUUGUGUUUUCUGCUCGUUUCUGUCGCUCGUGUCGCGGCCAAACCGCCGAAUGUCGUGUUCAUUUUGGCGGAUGAUUACGGCUGGAAUGAUGUGGGCUACCACGGCUCUGAGAUCCGGACUCCUCAUCUGGACCGGCUGUCCGAGCGCGGGGUUCGGCUGGAGAAUUACUACGUCCAGCCGCUGUGCACUCCAUCCCGGAACCAGCUGAUGACCGGCCGCUACCAGAUUCACACGGGUCUGCAGCAUCAGAUCAUCUGGCCGUGUCAGCCGUACUGUGUUCCUCUGGACGAGAAGCUGCUGCCGGAGCUCCUCCGGGACGCCGGAUACGACACGCACAUGGUGGGGAAGUGGCAUCUGGGCAUGUUCAAGAAGGACUGUCUGCCCACACGCAGAGGAUUCAGCAGCUUCUUCGGUUACCUGACGGGUUCCGAGGAUUACUUCACUCAUCACAGAUGCAGUUUCAUCACUCCUCUGAACGUGACGCGCUGCGCUCUGGAUCUGCGGGACGGCGAGGACGUGGCUGAUAAUUACACGGGACGAUACUCCACUGAACUCUUCACCCAGAGAGCCACGGACAUCAUCACACGACACACACCUGAGAAACCGUUGUUCCUGUAUGUGGCGCUACAGGCCGUCCACGGCCCCAUGCAGGUUCCCGAGCGCUACGUCGCCCCCUACAGCUUCAUCAAGGACCAGCUGCGCCGCGAGUACGCGGGGAUGGUGUCGGCCAUGGACGAGGCCGUGGGGAACAUCAGUCAAGCUCUGCAGGACACCGGACUCUGGAACAACACCGUCUUCAUUUUCUCAACAGAUAACGGUGGUCAGACGCUGACGGGAGGGAAUAACUGGCCUCUGCGUGGCAGGAAGUGGACGCUGUGGGAAGGCGGGGUCAGGGGCGUGGCCUUCGUGAGCGGACCGCUGAUAGAGCAGCCCGGAGCCGUCAGUCGAGAGCUCGUCCACGUCUCUGAUUGGCUGCCUACGAUUGUGGGUCUGGCCGGGGCGUCGACGAACGGCACCAAACCUCUGGACGGGUUCAACGUGUGGGACGCCAUCAGUCGUGGUAAAGCGUCUCCUCGAGUCGAGCUUCUGCACAACAUCGACCCGCUGUAUGUGGACACCUCUCCAUGUCCUGGCGGCGAGGUGUCGGGAGAGUUUCUGGAGGAGUCUUUGCGCUCGUCAUCGUCUCGGGCCGCCGCUCUCGGGUCUCGCUCGGAGUUCAACAUCUCGGUUCACGCCGCCAUUCGCUACAAGAACUGGAAGCUUCUCACGGGUUACCCGGGUUGUCCUCUGUGGUUUGCGCCCCCUGGUGGCCGUCCGGUGGAGGCGUCUGAGCCGCUGAAGCAGGUGAUGCUGUUUGACAUUGAGAAGGAUCCUGAGGAGCGUGAGGAGGUUUCCCAUCAGCGUCCGGAGGUGGUGUCCUUCCUGCUCAGACGUCUGCAGCAGUACCAGAAACAGGCCAAACCCGUCAUCUUUCCGCCAGAUGACCCGCACUGUGACCCUAAAACCACUGGAGCCUGGGGACCCUGGGAGUGAGGAUGAGGAUGAUGAAGGCUAGGGAUGCAAACAGAACUGAGUUGUUUGUGAAUGAGCAGAAGAACGUCUGUGACGAUUGAUGAGCUGCUGAAGCGUCUGAGACGCUGAUGAACAAUCAUGCAGUUAUGAAUGUUUUUAUCUUCUACUUGAUUUUAUAUUUGUGUGUGUGAUUACAGCCUCCCAUUUAAUGAGAUCAUGAAACAGAGAAUCAAACUGUUCUUGAUAUUUACAGUGUUUUUCUACAAUAAAACAUCCUGCAAGUUACAGAACUCAAAACUACA
Labeo rohita (rohu) is the source of this 2045-nucleotide messenger RNA. RefSeq names its product arylsulfatase B-like. The coding region runs from base 217 to 1764 and encodes 515 amino acids. NCBI's taxonomy places the organism in Eukaryota, Metazoa, Chordata, Actinopteri, Cypriniformes, Cyprinidae. The record is from RefSeq and is a predicted model, not a curated record. The transcript is spliced from 8 exons.